AUGGCGCGGUCCCCAGCCGCCUCCACCUCGUCCUACACGGACAGCACGGGAUCCUCCUCCGACUCGGGCUCCACCUCCUCGGGGAGCGACCGCCGCCGCCGCCACCGCCACCGGAGCAGCAGCCGCCGCAAGGACGGCGCGUCCUCGUCCGCGCUGAAGGCGCGCAAGGACCGGAGGUCCCGCCACAAGCGCCGCCGCCGCGAGCGGGAGCACUCGCGGCGGCGGUCCCCGUCCGACGACGACAGCUACAGCAGCACAAGCUCUUAUGACAGUGACCGUGAGGUGUCUGGCAGAUCUCGGAAGCAUAAGAAGAGCAGCAGAUCAAGAAAGUCUAGGGAGAGGGAGCGAAGCAAAGAUAGGCAUCAUAGACGAGACAAGAGUAAACACAAAGAGAUGAAAGAGAGUGAGCAUGCUGAUGGCCCUGUCCAGCUUUCCAAGUUUCUUGGACGCGACAAAGAAAAGGAAGAAGGUCCUCAAAGGAGUGCAAUCUCUGGUAAAAAGAUAAUGAUGAAGCUUGAGAAGACAAAGGAAGACAAGGCUGCUGAGAGCAAGCGAAACGAACUGUUGAAGUUCCUGAAUGCCAGUUACGAUUGA
Messenger RNA from Miscanthus lutarioriparius, 594 nucleotides. The record is from the annotation of a GenBank genome assembly. NCBI's taxonomy places the organism in Eukaryota, Viridiplantae, Streptophyta, Magnoliopsida, Poales, Poaceae.